Molecule: messenger RNA, 1736 nt
Organism: Chaetomium strumarium
Lineage: Eukaryota; Fungi; Ascomycota; Sordariomycetes; Sordariales; Chaetomiaceae
Exons: 2
Coding region: 282-1577 (431 amino acids)
Biological process (GO): metal ion transport; transmembrane transport
Cellular component (GO): membrane
Molecular function (GO): oxidoreductase activity; metal ion transmembrane transporter activity
Source: RefSeq, a predicted model, not a curated record
CAGCAAUCUCACGUGGCGCAGGAGAUAGAUGAGGUGCAUAAAUAUCUCAAGCUGCACCUGUAAUUGGCUACAUAUACAUCGCACUGCAUAAGGCGGUUCAACAAGGCAUACUAGCAUCUACAGCGGGCAUCGAAAGUUCUCAGCAGAGCGCAAUCCGAAGUUUCAGAGAUUCACACUCUUAGGUUAAGUUGUAAUACAUAGGGAUCCGCAAAUGUUGAGCUGAUUCUUGUAUUCAUUCCUUCCCUCUCCUUUAGAUUGCUAUUAUCAACCGGCCCACGAGUAUGAACCACGACAAAGGAUCAUACAGAAAUUUUGUCCAGUCUCGAUGCCAAACCAAUCCUUGCGUCACUGGAUUAGCCGAAUAUUUGAGAUGUAGACCUGGGGCUGCAAGUACCAUUGUUACUCUCGACUACCCUCGGAGCGGACAAUCGGCACCAAAUCCUCGAACGGUAGCCCAGGUGGAUUUGGCCGAGCUAAUCGAUACCACCCCUACAACCGCUGGGCGGAUUCUGCUCGUCGAGAACAUCCAACCUCAUCUGAUCAGUCUUCUCGGCGAGAUCUUGGAUGUGGAUCCAAUCUUCUUUGCCGGCCAUGUCACCACCGACUUCCAAGACAUUGAGAAAGCACCUCUUCCUCCUUCUCUUGCGUUCUUUCCCUCCCAGAUCGCUGAGAAGGGCUACCUCCAUCUCCACUAUCAGCAGGUGCUAGACCUGAGAAGCUCAGGCGCGUUCAAAUCUUCUUCGUACAGCCUGAAAUCGGACUCCAACGUUCCUCGGAAUGUCCGGCGUCUACCCCAUCUAUCGGGCCGACAGCUUGCUCUUGCCCGAGCGUGCUGUUCCAUUCUGGUGAAAAAGAUCAAGGACUCGUGGAUUUGCCUGGUCCUCGUCGAUCCCCCUAUAAAGAUGGUAGUUGAGACUUUGGGAUCGGGCGGUCGAAAGUCACAUCCAAGUAUGCUUUUGCAUGGAGGCUUUGAAGACUUUGGGCAUUCGACGUCUUUCGCAUCCUUCGGAUCUGUCUCGAGUGACCGCCUACCUGACAAGAAGUCGAUGCUCAGCGACCUGCUCCACUACUUCCGCCACCAACCUCCUGGGUUCAUGGUAGCCAAGCCUCGCACCUUAAGCCUUGGCUACUACCCAAUACGUAUCGUUUUAGCUGAGUGGAUCCUCUACAUACAUGUGACGAGUCGCUACUUUAAGUAUUACGAAUAUUCUCUACACGACAUCGAGAACCGACUACACGAUGGCGACAUCAUUGACCUCCAGCGUUGGCGGCGGCGGUAUCUGCAAAGCCGGCACAAACUGAUCCUUCUCUCCGAGUUCAUCGACUACUGGUUGCAACAGGAAGCCGACAAACAGCCGUGGGUUUCAGUGCAGAAGGAUAUCAAGCAUAUGUUAUCACAGCUGGAGCAAUAUAGCCGCUCGCUCGAGCACAUGGUCCCGAUGGCAACGUCGAUGGUGCAGCUGCUCGACUCGCGGCGCUCGAUGCUAGAGGCUGCCAACGUUAGCCGACUCACUUUCAUCGCGGUGGUGUUUGUGCCGCUGUCUUGGGUCGCAAGCCUUUUCAGCAUGUGCAGAUGAUUACUCUCCAGGACACAGGAAUUUCUGGGUGUAUUUUGCUACUGCACUGCCAGUACUGUUUCUGGUAUUGCUUUUAUCAGCUGUGCAAUGGGGCCAGCUAGAACGAAAGCUGAAGAGGGUCGGGGCAGUUUUGAGGUGGCAAGCAGAGAGACGGAGGAC